AUGUCUCUCACAUUCAGCGAGAAAGUCAUCAUUGUGAUUGGCGCUGCAUCUGGAAUGGGCUUAGCUACCGCAAAGACUCUACUUGAUGAAGGUGCCAAGGUUGGAAUGUCUGACGUCAACAGCGCGGCUCUUGAAAAUGCAGUCAAGGGACUUGGCUCAGAGCAACAAGAGAGAGUCUUCUCUAGAGCCUCAGAUGUCACAAACCGUGCAUCAAUCCGCAGCUUCCUAAGACAAACAAAGUCGCAUUUUGGCAAGGUCGAUGGUGUCGCCAACUUUGCCGGUUGUGGUGGCCAUGAAUUGGGCACCCAGUCGGUCUGGGAAACCAGCGACGCCGAAUUCGACUUCAUCACCAAUCUCAAUAUCAAGGGAGCAUUUCAUGUACUCGCUGAAGCUCUUAUGCCCGACUUCCUAUCUCACGGCGGGAGUUUUGUUCAUGUUGGAAGCAUGUUCUCACUCCAAGGCUUCCUGAAGGGUGCGGUAUUUGCCGCUUCCAAGCAUGCGUCCCUGGGUAUGGUUCGCAGUGCGGCUAAAGAAGUCGGCGACAGAGCCAGAGUCAAUUGGAAGGCCCAAGAAGUAGCCGAUGUGACCGUUUUCAUGCUCAGCGACAAGAGCACUUUUGUCAAUGGAGCCGCUUGGAGUGUUGACGGGGGUGCCGGUCUGUGA
This is a messenger RNA of Colletotrichum lupini, 663 nucleotides long. Its product is annotated as short-chain dehydrogenase/reductase family Oxidoreductase. NCBI's taxonomy places the organism in Eukaryota, Fungi, Ascomycota, Sordariomycetes, Glomerellales, Glomerellaceae. The coding region runs from base 1 to 663 and encodes 220 amino acids. The transcript is spliced from 2 exons. The record is from RefSeq and is a predicted model, not a curated record.